Molecule: messenger RNA, 2667 nt
Organism: Kockovaella imperatae
Lineage: Eukaryota; Fungi; Basidiomycota; Tremellomycetes; Tremellales; Cuniculitremaceae
Exons: 2
Coding region: 1-2667 (888 amino acids)
Biological process (GO): regulation of transcription by RNA polymerase II
Molecular function (GO): RNA polymerase II cis-regulatory region sequence-specific DNA binding; DNA-binding transcription factor activity, RNA polymerase II-specific
Source: RefSeq, a predicted model, not a curated record
AUGACUGACGUGGUCAUGAUGCAGAUGGAGCCCUAUGCUCAACAAUUCUACGCGUCGCAGAUCGACCCAAGUCUAUACGAUCCUUCCGCACACGCGAUGAUGACACCCGCGACUCACCACAUUGGACCCAAUGGCAUGACUAUGACCAUGUCAGAUCGAAGUCUGAACCCUCAUCACUAUACUCAAUAUCCACCUGAUUGCGGACCUUCUCCCUUCCUGCCAGAUGACGGCACGUCACCCUACGGCAUGCAACCCAUGGUUCCCAUGCAGGUGAAUGUCUCACCCAUGAUUGACCAUCUGGACGCGACACGAUAUCACGGGGCCGAAUUACAACGAAAUCACUCUUUACCACUCGUGCAUCAUCCAGAGCACGCCAUGCACUUUCCUCCACCGCGUCAUCGCACUGGCUCUGCAUCUGGAUCGACAAGGCCAGUCAUGCAACGUGGUCAUACAUUGGCAGUGCCGCCACGUCCCCCGACCCUUCAUAGACAAGCCUCGUUGCAGAUGACUUCGGCUCGUUCCGCGAGUCCUCACAUGAUGGCUGGCGAUCUUUUUGAUCCAGUCCCAGGCUCGCCCGUUAAACGGGCUUCAAGCUCACUCGGCAUCCCGCACGAUCAGCACGCAGUUCAUCACCACGUCCAAUUCGUCCAAGACCCUUCUCAAUUCUUUGCCCCAACUCAGGGUAUAUCCCCAGCACGUGCUCUCGGUCCAGCACCUCCUCAGCUCCAACGCUUCGCGGUCGUGCCCCCGGACAACUCGAUGAUCACGCCUCAGAAUCAAAAGCAUACAUACGCUCCAGCCAUUCAUUCGUCUGGGACAUCCUCUUCUAUCACUGUAUCUUCUGCGACCACUGCCGACAGCAGCGAGAGUGCGGAACCCAUAGCUAGCGACGAAGAGAACGAUUCACCGACCCGUGGCCCCUCGGCUUCCCGAGCACUGCAAAAGAUGCAGCUCAACGACAGAUCCACCAACUCACAACGAGAAGGUUCAGUCACCCGCCAGGCUGUGGGUAUGUCUCGGCCUCAGCGUCCGCAAUCCAAGGUCAUUGGAGGUCGAACGAGUGCAAAAUUCGCCAAAGUCGCUGAGGACCCAGGCGUUGAAGGUGUGCCCCCUGGCCCCAGAUCCAUGGAGCGACCCGGCCCAUCAUUCGCCUGCAUCAUCGGCCAAGCCAUCCUCAAAUCCAGCGCUGGUGGAUUAUCCCUAGAACACAUUUAUCGAUACGUGGAGACUGCCUAUCCUUAUUUCAAGACUGGCGACGGUGCCUGGCGUAAUUCUGUUAGACACAAUCUCUCGAUCCACAAGAUGUUUGAGACGAUUCCUCGUACGGAGAAGUUCCCACCAGGCAAGGGUGGUAUCUGGAUCAUCCACGAAGACGAAAAAUGCCAUUGGCCUGAGGAAAACAAGUUUAUCAAGAACUUUCCUGCUUCGCAUCCUCACCACGGAGUCUGUCGGCAGACACUACAUGAACGGGCGAAGGAGAAGGAUGCGAUAGAAAAGGCCGCUCGAGAGGGUAGGGUGUACGUGCCCAAAAAGGGCAAGAAGGCCCGAAAGCUUCCUUCGAGGGAUGACGAGGAUGGAGUGGAUAUGGUCCGCACCGGAUCUGGCACAAGUAUGGACAAUGAGUAUGAUGGAUCCGUCAUGAUGUCUCAACCCACCGGCCACUCAUCAGGUCUCUAUCUACCUCUAGCACAGGUGACGCCUCAAAUGGUCAGUCAAGAACUACCAGCUGUUCACAUGCUUCACGGUACCCAGGAUGAGGAUGACGGUGACUUUUUGCCCAUGGAGCCGGAUCAACAUCAUCAACAUGCUCAGGAGCCGAUGCCCAGUGGCUCAGCGAGUGUCAUGGUACCGCCGCCGCCCGUGUUCGAAAAGCCAAGAGUGGACAAGCGAGUAGCUCCUCCGCCCAUCGAAGACGAGGAGAAUGUGUUUACGACUGGUAAACGUGUUCGACUGUCAGAGCCGAGACCGGCGGCUCUCGCUCCGAUACUUGUCCAACAGCAGGACUUCACCGAAUGGGACGACACAUUCAUCACGCCUGAACGAGAGCGACCGGGUUCAAGCUCGAAAGCGACAUCGAGCGAUUUCAGGACACCGGCCUUAGUCAAUACGUCCUCCUCCCCUGGCUCAUCACCGAUGCCACCAACCAUCACAAGAGCGACGCAUCAUCCGUCAGCUCUGCAGCAAGCGUGGACACACGAUGAUAUGGCUGAUAACGCCUCGGUCGCGUCUCCUCAAAGUCCUCCAAAGUUGGACGAGGCCUUUGACAUUCAGCCGAAAGCUACCAAGAUGAGAACAAGAGUCAUGGCCGGAGACGACGAUGCUCCUGCCCCUGCACCUGCUAAUCAUCAUCAUGCCGCUGUACCAAAGACACCUUUAUCGAGGUCGAGCGCGCUUCGCGAGGCUGCUCGCACACCCGCCACAUCCCUUUCCAAAACUCCACUGUUCAGCGGACGCAGUCCGGCUCAACCUCCCCCAUCAGUCACAGCUCUCUUAUCGACACCUCUUUGGGAAGUCGGUGGAUGCCUCGAUAGACUGAAAGGAUACGGCGGCUCUCCCACCCAGAUCGGAAGAUCUCCGGUUCCACCAACAAGUCCGACAAGAUACGCCAUGCUGCUGGAUAGCGGCGCUUCUCCGUCGGCUCGCAAGCUUCGCGAAUUCAACUUGUAA